CGAAACGUCGAACGGUGCUGAUCAUAAAAACAAGAAAAAAAUAUAAACAGAGAGAGAGAGAGCAUAAAGCUGUGCUUUUACCGUUUGUGUGUGUGUUAUUUGUGUCUGCUCUCUCACGCUGGCUAUCACUCCCGCUCUCUCGCUCUUGAAAAAAGCAACACGUGGGCGGCAUAACGUUUUAUAAAGAAAAAUAACAAAACAUAGGCCAAAAACGUGAUUAAAAUAUUUCGUUAAAUAUUUUUUGUUAAAAAAAACUACAAAAAAAUGUCACAGCGCGUCUUGGUUAUCGGUAGUGGAGGACGGGAACAUGCCAUUUGCUGGAAAUUAUCGCAAUCGAAGGCGGUAUCUCGUAUUUAUGCUUUACCCGGCAGCUUUGGCAUUGGCCAAGUGGAAAAAUGUGAAAAUUUAAUUGCCAAAAUAUUGGAUCCAAAGGAUUUUGAGGGCAUAGCCAAGUGGAGCAAGCUCAAUGAUAUAUCUCUGGUUAUUGUUGGACCUGAAGAUCCUUUAGCUUUGGGCCUUGGUGAUGUUUUACAAAAGGCGGGCAUUCCAUGUUUCGGCCCCGGCAAACAGGGAGCUCAAAUUGAAGCCGAUAAAAAAUGGGCCAAGGACUUUAUGUUGCGUCAUGGUAUACCAACGGCACGCUACGAAAGUUUUACGGAUACGGAAAAAGCUAAAGCAUUUAUAAGAAGUGCUCCAUAUCAGGCAUUGGUGGUUAAAGCUGCUGGCUUGGCGGCUGGUAAAGGUGUUGUGGUUGCUGCCAAUAUAGAGGAAGCAUGCCAGGCAGUUGACGAGAUAUUGGGACAACUAAAGUAUGGUCAGGCCGGGGCUACUUUGGUGGUGGAAGAACUGCUAGAGGGUGAAGAAAUAUCCGUAUUGGCCUUCACAGAUGGUAAGAGUGUGCAAGCCAUGCUACCAGCACAGGAUCAUAAGCGUUUGGCCGAUGGUGAUAAUGGACCCAAUACCGGAGGAAUGGGUGCCUAUUGUCCAUGUCCGUUGAUAAGUCAACCAGCUUUGGAUUUGGUCCAAAGAGCUGUACUCGAGCGAGCUGUCCAGGGCUUGACAAAGGAACGAAUCUCAUAUCAAGGUGUACUCUAUGCGGGUCUCAUGCUGACACGCGAUGGACCGCGCGUAUUGGAAUUCAAUUGCCGCUUUGGUGAUCCGGAAACGCAAGUGAUACUCCCCUUGUUGGACUCUGAUCUCUUUGAGGUCAUGCAGGCAUGUUGUACGGGUGAAUUGGAUAAAUUAACUUUACAAUGGCGAAACGGUGUCAAUGCUGUUGGUGUCAUUCUCGCCAGUGCCGGCUAUCCAGAGACAUCGACCAAGGGUUGUCAGAUUACUGGUCUCCCAACUGCCAAUACUUCAACUCAAUUGGUUUUCCAUAGCGGUCUCUCGGUUAAUGCCCAGAAUGAACCUCAGACCAAUGGUGGUCGUGUCCUGAUUGCAAUUGCUUUGGACUCAAGUCUAAAGGUGGCAGCAAGUCAAGCCACCAAAUUGGCGGCGAGCAUUAAAUUUUCUGGAGCUGGUGCACAAUAUCGUACGGAUAUUGCCCAAAAGGCUUUCAAAAUGGCCUUGGCUUCGGCUCCCUCGCUAAGCUAUAAGGACAGCGGUGUCGAUAUUGAUGCUGGCGAUGCCUUGGUUCAACGUAUUAAACCCUUAUCCCGUGGCACUCAACGUCCCGGGGUAUUGGGCGGCUUGGGUGGCUUUGGUGGUCUGUUUCGUCUAAAGGAACUUGCCUACAAGGAACCAGUGAUUGCUGAAGUUACCCAAGGAGUGGGCGCAAAAAUUCAAUUGGCCUUACAGCAUGAACUCUAUGAGAAUGUUGGCUAUGAUCUAUUUGCCACAUGUGCCAAUGAUCUGCUUGAGCUCGGAGCCGAACCGGUUGCAUUUCUGGAUUAUAUAGCUUGCGGCAAGUUGCAAGUACCCUUGGCAGCGCAAUUUAUUAAGGGCAUGGCUGAUGGUUGUCGUGAUGCACGUUGCGCCUUAGUUGGUGGCGAAACUGCUGAAAUGCCUUCAUUGUAUACACAAGGACAACACGAUAUGGCCGGCUAUUGUGUGGGUGUUGUGGAAUCAUCUAAAAUUUUGCCACGCUUUGAUCUCUAUCAACCAGGAGAUUUGGUUGUUGGACUGCCAGCCUCGGGUCUACAUUGUGCUGACUUUAAUGACCUACUCACCCAAUUGAAGGCUGCUAAAAUUGAUCUAAAGCAACGUUCACCCGUCGAAGGUGGGGCUGAUGGCUUGAGUUUGGCUCAGGUUUUGGCCACACCUACACAAGUUUAUGUGCAACAAUUGCUGCCACAUUUACAGGCCGGAAACGAGAUAAAGGCUUUGGUGCAUAUAACCCAUGGCCUACUUAACGAUGUGCGUCGUCUAUUGCCCGCUGGUUAUGAGCUAACAUUAGACUUUGGAGCUGUACCCAUACCACAAAUAUUUGCUUGGUUGGCUGGACAAUUGAAAUGGAGUGCUCAAGCAUUGCUUGAGAAUCAUAAUUGUGGCAUUGGAAUGGUUGUGGUUCUGCCACGGAGUAGUCAACUGUGGCGCACAUCAUUGCCAGGGGCAAAAGUCCUGGGCGUACUACAUCGUUCUCAGACAGAAACUUCAAUUCUGCAAGUGCGCAACUUUGAAGAUCAAUUGGAACGUUUGGCAAAACCAUUUGGAGGUCUGGGUCAGGGGGAAAGAAAGCUUACACCAGAAUUGAUGGAAAUUCCCGUAAAAGAUCUUGAUAUACCCGUACGUUCGGAUUGUUUCACAAAUUUGACGGGACGUCGCUUGACACGGAUUCCUGCGCAAUACAAGGAUCCCAUACUUAUACUUGGCACCGAUGGUGUUGGUACGAAAUUGAAAAUUGCCCAACAAACUGGACGAAAUGGUAGUGUUGGCAUCGAUCUGGUGGCCAUGUGUGUCAAUGAUAUACUCUGCAAUGGCGCUGAACCCUUUAGCUUCUCCAGCUAUUAUGCAUGCGGCAAAUGGGAUGAGAAACUGGCCAUAGAAGUGACAAAUGGUGUUCUAGAGGGCACAAGGCAAGCGAACAGUAGUUUUAUAGUUUCCCAUAAUGCCGCUCUACCAUUGCUUUAUGAGCCACAAGUCUAUGAUUUGGCUGGUUUUGCUCUAGGCAUAGCAGAACGUUCUGGUAUUCUGCCACGUCUGGAGGAUAUCCAGCCACGUGAUAUACUUAUUGGAUUGCCGUCGUCGGGAGUGCAUAGCAACGGCUUCAGUUUGGUUCAUGCCGUCCUAAAGCGUGUUGGCCUCACCGUCGACGAUCCAUCGCCUUUCAGUCAAAAGACAUUGGGGGAAGAGCUCUUGGUGCCUACAAAAAUUUAUGUCAAAGCUUUGUCCACACUUUUGGCCAGACCUAAUCAUGGUAUCAAGGCAUUGGCUCAUAUAACAGGCGGUGGCCUUAGUGAGAAUAUACCAAGAGUUUUACGCAAGGAAUUGGCUGUACGCUUGGAUGCGAAUCGUUAUCAAUUGCCUCCAGUUUUUGCCUGGUUGGCGAAAGCUGGAAAUAUCACACCCACAGAAUUGCAAAGGACCUAUAAUUGUGGAUUGGGCUUAAUUUUGGUGGUCAAUAACACGGACACGAUGAAUGUGCUAAACGAAUUGCGUUAUCCUCAACGUGCAGUGGUUGUGGGAGAGGUAACUCUGCGCAAAGAUCCAAAGAAACCACAGGUUUAUGUUGAGAAUUUCGAAGCCGCUUUGGCCAGAACUCAAAAGCUUAUGGCCAAACCCCGACGACGUGUGGCCGUCCUAAUCUCUGGCACUGGCAGUAAUCUUCAGGCCCUCAUUGAUGCCUCACGUGACUCGUCUCAAUGCGUUCAUGCCGAUAUUGUUCUGGUCAUAAGCAAUAAGGCAGGCGUUUUGGGUCUAGAACGAGCCGCCCGCUCUGGUAUUCCCUCGCUGACCAUUUCUCACAAGGAUUUCCCCACUCGAGAGGAUUAUGAUGCUGAACUCACGCGCCAUUUGCAGGCAGCUAAUGUGGAUAUUGUUUGUUUGGCCGGUUUCAUGCGAGUCCUUAGUGUACCCUUUGUUCGCACUUGGCGGGGACGUCUCAUUAACAUUCAUCCAUCUCUGUUGCCCAAAUAUCCGGGGCUAAAUGUUCAAGCUCGGGCCUUGGAGGCGGGUGAAAGAGAAUCCGGUUGCACUGUCCAUUUUGUGGAUGAAGGUGUCGAUACUGGAGCGAUUUUAUUGCAGGCUCCUGUACCCAUUUUACCCAACGACGAUGUCGAUGCAUUGACCCAACGUAUUCAUCAAGCCGAACAUUGGGCCUUCCCGCGUGCAUUGGCUCUGCUGGCCAGUGGCUCCGCACAAUUGGGUCCGGACGGAAAGUGCCUAAGCAAGGACCAAUAACAGAUUUUACAAGCAAUUUAUGUAGGUAUAGAAAGAGUGACUCUUAGAUAACAAAUCUGACUAGGGACUUCUUCAAAAAGCGAAACGAUCAUCUAUUAAUUUAUCAAAAAUCAAAUAAAGAAGAUUUAUAACAUUUGUUUUGAUUAUACUAACUUUGGUCGUGCUGAAGUUUGUACAUAUACCCUUACAUAUAUUAUACAAUUUUUAUUAUAAAUUUGACAACUAUAUUAAAUAUUCAUUUGAUUUUGAUAAAGUAUGAAAGAUGUAUGAAUUUUCCUUGUAAAA
Molecule: messenger RNA, 4626 nt
Organism: Drosophila willistoni
Lineage: Eukaryota; Metazoa; Arthropoda; Insecta; Diptera; Drosophilidae
Gene: Gart
Product: trifunctional purine biosynthetic protein adenosine-3
Exons: 7
Coding region: 265-4341 (1358 amino acids)
Biological process (GO): 'de novo' IMP biosynthetic process; adenine biosynthetic process
Cellular component (GO): cytosol
Molecular function (GO): metal ion binding; phosphoribosylformylglycinamidine cyclo-ligase activity; ATP binding
Source: RefSeq, a predicted model, not a curated record